AUGAACGGGGGCGGUGGCCAACGCGGCACCUACGGCUCCGGCCCCCCAUCUGGUCUCCGGACAACUGGCGCGGGCCGCAAGACGACCGCGGCGUUUUGCACCAGCUGCGAGACCAAGCUCAGUCCAGAUGAAAUGCUGAUGGCCAACCAGACUGAGGGGCGAUGUGUGGCCUGUCAGCAGCUCGUAGAGGCCCAGUCCGCCUGCCGCGUGUGUCAUCUCCCCUGGAGUAGCAACACCCAGUGUGUGGUGGCGUGUGACGGGUGCGGGUUUUAUAUGCACGACAGCUGCGUGAAGAAGGGAGCCCUGCAAAAUAAGUCUGGCGCCCGAGUGUACACCUACUGCCCGCACUGCCCGCCGGCGCUUCCACCGCCAACCGCCGCCGCCAUCCCAGCUCAAGCUGGCGGGGCCGCCGCCUCCAAAGCAGCCGCUGCCGCCGAACGCAGCAGCCGCCAAAACGCCCUUGGCCCCCUCCCCAUCAGCGUUUCGUCAUCAAGGGCUGCUUCGGUCGGCGCCGGCGGAGGUAGAUCGCCGCCGGGGGGCGCCCGGGGGCCCAUCGCCGCCGUGAACGGUGGCGGCGGCGGCGGCGGCAUAUCGAUCGCCGCGCUGGCGGCGGCGAUGCCGCAGCCGGCGCACGCUGCGGCGAUGCAGCAGGUCGCUGCGCUGCUCCAGGGGCAGCUGCGGAUGCUGCAGACGCAGCAGCAUGCCUUAUUACGGCAGUACGACCAACAGCUUCGUGCAGUGACGCCGCUGCCGCCGCCGACGGCGUACUCGUUAUUCCAGCUGGAUAUGUUCCGGGUUUACCAGGAGGAGGGCUUCGAUAUCGAUCCCUUGGAGCUCCAACCCAUCAUUAACAACGCUUGGCUGCAGCUAACUCCGGACGAGCGUGCUGGGUACGACGCUCGUGCAGGACAGGAAAUGGCGAUGUGGACGAGCAGCGCGCAGCUCUACGUUCAGCUUUAUCACGAGUAUGAGACGUUGGCGGGCCAUGUGGGGUCCGUUCCCGACACCGGUCUCCUGCCCAAAUCGUUGCAGUCCAUGUUGCAGUCUGUACGGCAAAUGGCCCGGCUUGGCGGCGGCGGUGGCGCUGCGGCGGCGCCGUCGGGACCUGGGUCGGGAAGAGGUCCUGGGCGUCCACCGGGGGCAGCCUCGGGGGCUGCAGGCGCGGCAGCUGCGGCGGCAGCAGCAGGCCGCGGCGGCACCGGAGCCGCCACCGGCGGCGGCGGCAGCGGCAGCGGCAGCGGUGGCCGCGGCACGAAGCGUUCCACCCUGGACACCCUGGCUGGAGCUACAGCGCUGAUGGGGAUGAACCUUGGACCCGCGGGUCGAGGCGGGGCAGCAGUAGCAGCAGCAGCAGCAGCAGCAGGUGUGGAUGAUGACGACGACGACGACGAGGACUACGAGGCGGAGGGGGCGCAGCAUGGUAGCGCCAAAAGGGCUCGGAGGGCCAUUUCGCCGGCGACUGCGGCGGCGGCGCCGUCAUCAUCCCGUCCGCCGCCACGUAACACCCGGCUCCCUGCAGACCAGCUCCCCACUGGCAUUCAGGACUUACCCGCGCAGCUCAACGUGUCGUGCAAUGACGUUGCCGGUACGUUCAUCAUGGGCGGCAUCAAGGUCCUGUGCCAGUGCAAGGACUGUCGUGAGCUGCCCAGGUCGCAGCGCGAGUUCCACCCCACGCAUUGGGAACAGCACUGCGGCGCAGGGACGGCCAAGAAGUGGAAGGCGUCGGUAAAGAUUGAGCCGGGUGGUGCGCCCGAGGUGCCGCCGGGCGGUAACCCCAUGCAGAUCGGCAAGUGGUUCGACAUGCUGGGGGUGGAGUUCCGCCCCGCCAAGACUACAGGCGGUCCCCCGGUGUUGGAGUUCACGGGGGCCACCAUUCGGCGACUGGAGGCGGAGGGGACCGCGGCGCUUCGAGGCGCUGGCGGCAGCACUGGCAGACGCGGCGCCGCCAUCGGCGGCGACGAUGCCGUCUUUGGCGCCGGCGCCAAUGCUGCACCCGCCGCUGCCGCUGCCGCCGCCGGCACCUCCGCGAAACCCCCCCGUCCUGUGAGGGUGACGUGGGGUGGCAUUUGUGUUUCGUCGUACUGCGGAGUACAGCCUUUUCAACCGUCUGGGUCGGCGCGCGCCGCCGAUAGCCCCUUUAAUAGCAAUAUCAAUAUUGUUAUUAUUAACAUGUUAUUACUUCACUCGGCUGGUCGUCUGCAGAAGGGAAAGAAGCGCUCUGCUCCGCGAGCAGAGCACAUUCUUUUCCUGCUGCCGGCGGUGGCGCUGCGGGAGCUGUGGUGGAGCGUGUGUGUAUCGGCUGAGUUGGGCUGCAGCCCCUGUCCCGGCCUUGCCCUUGCCUACCGCCCUGCCGCGUCAUCUCCCCAUCGGCUGUACGAGCCCGUACGGGUCAAGUGGGCCGGGGACCGCUGCUGCUGCUGCGACAGCGAUUUGGACUACGACACGGACCGACUCGUGUCGUGCGACUGCUGCGGUAUCACCGUACAUCAGACCUGCUACGGCAUCAGGGAUGCGCCGGGUCUGGAUGACUUGUGGUUGUGUCGGUCCUCUGGGGGGCCCCUCAAGCCCACCACCCUGCCCGGGCUGUGGGUGCAUGUGACGUGUAUGCACUGGAUUGCGGAGGUCACGUGCAGAAACCCAGCACGCAUGGAGCCCGCUGACAACAUCCCGGGCAUCCAGCGGGAGCGGUGGGAGCUGCUGUGUUGCAUCUGCCGGCAGCGAAUGGGCGCCAAGCUUCAGUGCAAGGACUGCUACCAGGCCUUCCACCCGCUGUGCGGCCGCAUGGCGGGGCUGCACAUGGAGAUGCUACUUCAAACCGUACGGCGGCUUCACGACUCGGAGCGGCCCACCGCCAACGGCGCCGACGGCUCCCUCAACGGGUUGUGGAACGCGCAGCCGUACAGGCCCUGGCCUGCCGUACCCCUGCCGCAGGUCCCCAGCGGAUGUGCCCGGGCGGAGCCCCUGGAGCCCCUGGAGAGGGUAUCCCACGGAACCGGUAGCGGCUACACCACCGUUAAGGGCUUCUGGAUACCGGACAAACCAUCCGCUCAACCGCCAACCGCAACUGGAACUGAAACGGGGGAUCAUACAACCGUACGGGGGGAAUCUUCGGAGCAGCCGACAACGUCCGGGAGCUGCCUGCCCGGCGGCGGCGGCGGCCGGGGGGGGGGAGGCCGGGGACGCGGCCGGGGACGCGGACGCGGCCGCGGAGCCGCCGAGCUGCCCGUGGCGUGUUGCGGGCGGAGGGGGGUGCUGCUGCUGCGCACCCAGCAGGUGCUGUACGACGGAGUGAAGAUGCCGGCGGCCAACUUCGAGAAGAUGUGCGGCCGGGGCGACACGCGGAAGUGGAAGUCCAGCUUGUGGGUUUUGGACGAGAGCGGCGGCCCCCUGUGCCAGGUGGGGGAGCUGCUCGCCCGCCGGAAGGUGGACCGAAACACACUGACACGGCUCAUGGCCAAUGCGGUCCAGCACGAGGCCUUCAUGGAAUGGCAGCAGCAGCAGCAGCAGCAGCAGGUGCCGCCGCCGCUACUGCCGGCGGAGCACUCGGAGCGGCGGUGGGAUUCCGAGUCCGGGGCCGCUGCCGCUGCCGCUGACGUGGCCUCGGUGGCGGCGGAGGCAGUUGGCGGCCAGGGUGACGUCGUCAUGGCAGACGCAUCUAGAGGCGGGCGGGGAGGGGGAGAAGGAGGGGGAGCUGGCGGCGCGGCUUCUGACGACGGCAAGGGAGCGGAGGGGGGUUUCGGAGCGGAGCCGGGGACAGCAACCGCGACGGCGGCGGCGGUGGGUGACAGAGAUGUGAUGGAUUCAACGACGGCGCCGAGGGCAUCGCCGCAGGCCAUUACGGCGGCGGACGACAGGACAGACGCACAGCCGAUGGUUGACGCCGGCAGCGGGGACAGCGGCUCCCGUGAAGUCACUCCUAUGCCGUACGCCGCAGCGCUGCCGUCGCGACCUGCUGACGCGUACGACGCGGGGACUGGACGCCACUUUUUAUGGUACCACGCGGACGAGGCGACAGAGUGGAUUGACCUCAGCGCGGAGGAGCGGGAGGGCCGAGUGCAGUGGCUGCCGUACAACACGGACCCAGAGGACUGGCCGCCGCCGCCGCCGCCACCACCUCCGCCACCGCUCCCGCCACCGCCGAGGCCAUCGGCGGUGGGCCGCGGCAUCGGCGGUGGCGGCGGCGGCGUCGGAAGGUCGGCCGCCAGCGGGACUCGCGCCGCGACGCCCGCUCCCGCCACAUCUGCGGCAGCAUCGCCGGCGCUGACGGCGUACGGCAUGGAGGUGCAGGCGUACGACGAGGCCGCUAGUACCCAUGCCGUUGAGCUAGAGACCGGCGCUGCUGACGUGUUGAAGCUGUCGCAGCUGGCGGUGAAAUGGCUCGCGUGCGGCGAGGCGGCGCGUCAGGCGCACGACAGGUUGGUGGCGGCGCACAGGGACCGUCGCGAGGCGGAGGAGGCAGCGGCGGCCGCCGCCGCCGCGGCGGUGGCGGAGCGGCGGCGCAACGCGCCCGCGGAGAUCCCCGUUGUGUGCAACGGAGUCGUCGGAAGCUUCUUGGUGCACAGCGGCUUGGUUCGUACGGCAGACGGCAGGUCCGUCUCGCCGACGGAGUUCGAGAGGUCUGCGGGCAAGGCGGCAUCUAAGAAGUGGAAGCUCACGCAAGCUAUUGCCAACCUGGAUGCCCUGAGAAGGCGCCACGGACUGGCGAGGGGCCGCCCGCCGCCGGCGGCGGCACCAGUGGCGGCAGCCAAGGCCGCGGUGGCGGCGGCCACUGGCGGCGCAUCCUCCGGCGGCGAGGAGGCAGCUGAGCUGUCAGGUGGCGGCGGCGGCCGUGGCGGCAGCGGCGGCGGCGGCCCCUCCUUCAGUGGCCCCCCUGGUGCCGCCGGCUCCACCCGGGUUGCCGGGGGGGGAAGUCGUACUGCCUCGUCCCAGCGGCUGGUACGGGGCCCUAUGCGGCACGGCUAUUGGACGAUGCCGUACAGUCGCUGCUACACACCGGAGGAGUACGCGGCGCUGAAGGCGGCGGAGGCGGAGGCGGAGGCAGAGGCGGAGGCGGAACGCGAGCGGGAGGUACGGCAGCGCGAGGCGGCACGGGAGUUGGCGGCGCGCGCCGUGGCCAAGGGCGCCGAGGCCAUGGCGGCGGCGGCGGCGGCGGCGGCAGCUGCUGCAGCCGCCACCGCGGCGGCCACUGUGGCGGCGGAAGCUCCCGGAAUAGACUCACGUGAAGGACUGGAGAUCAAGAACGAGCCGUACGAUUCCGUACAUAUGGGCCCUUUGCAAGAUCCGGCGCUCCUGGAUGUGAAGGUGCAGCCGCCUGAGGGGUCUGUUGCUGGCACGGGGAGCUGUACGGCAACCACCACGGGAAUAUCCGCGCCGUUGCGGGCGGGUUGGGUUCCGACGGCCCGCCUCAUAUGGCCGUUCGGUACGGCGGCCGCAGAUAUCGAUCCGGCUGUAGCAGCAGCUGCUCCUGCCGCCGCUGCUGCCGCCGCGGCAGCGGCAGCUGCAGCGCCGUCGGCGGUGGGUCUCGCUCCGAAUCCAGUUACCUUCACAUCCCGGAGGGUCUGGGCUGCGGUGACGGCGGCGGCACCAGCUGUCGUGGCGUGUGGCGGUGCCGGUGCCGCCGCUGCGGCCGCCGCCACUGCCGCUGACUACGGUGCGGAGGUCGGGGAUACCUCCGCUGCCGCGACGGCGACACCACCUGCUUUGCCUGACACCCCGGUUGCGGGCAGACCCCCUGUCGCCACCAUCAGCCAGGCAGUGGUUGGCGCUCCGGUGGCGUUGUUGAGCGGCGCCGCCAGUGUCGUACAUACCCGGGAUGCGAGUGACAUGGACAGCGAGGAGGGGGUGAAGGGGGAGGGGGGAGAUAACCAACAGCAACCGCAACCGCAACCGCAACCGCAACAGGCAGCAGAUGCUUCACCAGCCGCGGCGGACACUGAAAUGGAGGUUGUGGCGGUUCAGCCCGGAGGCAAGAGCAGCAAGGAGGAGGAUCCGCCCACCACCGCGGAUGGUGGGACACCCCACAAGCGCCGCAAAAAGGCAGUUCGGUGGGAGGCGCGGCUGGCGGCGGCGCUCAGGUCCGAGCCGUCCCGCAUCACAUUUGGCAAGUCGGGCAUCCACGGCUGGGGAAUAUUCGCCCGUACGGAUAUUCCACAGGACGCAAUUGUCACGGAGUUCCGUGGUGAGGCGGUGCGGCCCGUGGUGGCGGAUUUGAGGGAGCGGAGGUACAAGGCGCAGGGUCGCGACUGCUUCCUGUUCCACAUGAACGGGGAGGUGGUUCUGGACAGCACCCAUCUUGGCCACUACGGCCGCUUCACCAACCACUCGUGUAGCCCCUCCCUCUACACGAAGGUGCUCGAGUUCGAGGGCGGGCGAGUGCGGCUUGUGUUUUGUGCCCGUACGGACAUCCGUGCUGGUCAGGAGCUCACAUUCGACUACCGCUUCAAGGAGGAAGACCAUCCCGAGGCCAAGGUGCCGUGUCGCUGCGGGGCACCUAACUGCCGGGGAACUCUCAACUAA
Messenger RNA from Volvox carteri f. nagariensis, 6516 nucleotides. RefSeq names its product histone H3 Lys 4 methyltransferase (gene VSET4). The coding region runs from base 1 to 6516 and encodes 2171 amino acids. The transcript is spliced from 28 exons. Gene Ontology annotation, biological process: regulation of transcription by RNA polymerase II. Gene Ontology annotation, molecular function: protein binding. Lineage: Eukaryota; Viridiplantae; Chlorophyta; Chlorophyceae; Chlamydomonadales; Volvocaceae. The record is from RefSeq and is a predicted model, not a curated record.